CCGGUCGUCCUCAUAAGCUGCGACCCAGUCCUCACCAUCAACGAACCUAGCCUCUUCUUGGGAAAGCCUCGUUCGCACAGCUCUCUCACCAAUCUCCCGUACACAUGUCUCCUGGCUCGCACAUUUUCCCCAUGAAUUCUUUGAACAUACUUUCCUCACGCGUGUCUCCGCCCCCGAGUCCGGGACCAUCGCGUUCCAAUUCCAUCGCCUCGUUCGGCCUGGCUGUAGAGGCUGAGCAGCCGUCUCAAACAGGGUGUGGCGAGGACUUGGAGCAAACAAUGGACGGACAGACUGGGGAUGACGCCCUCGCCGACAAUCGAGCGGAAGACACGCACCAAGCGCAAACCGGUACCGAUUCUCAUGUCCCUGUGAUGGUGAGCGAAGAGACCCCGCUACUGGGAGGUUCCAGCGAGCCGUCGCUGCGCUCCUCACCGUGGCACACAGCACCUCGACGAAUAGCCGCCAGUUUCAUCGAUUCCCUUCGUUGGGUUCUGUCAACGCUGACUGCCCCUGGGGUAUACCUCAUCGCCUGUCUUUACGACGGCGCGGGCUCUUUUGCUCCAUUUACUCAACUGAACAGGCUUUUUGGCGGCCAGGACAGCAGUCAAAAGCUCGGUGUCGAAUCUACCGAGGACUCCGAGAAGACGGGACACUCUGUGUCCCGCCAAACAACUAGUUUACCAUCCGAAUCCGAGUCGGAAAAGGAUAGCACCCGAGACCACCGACACGCUCGCUCAAAGUCAUUACACAGUUCAGAGGAAGCUGCCCAUUCCAGGAGUUCGAUCCGAAUCAAGUUACACGGCGAGGGCGGCUCCCGAACAAAACAUCGCAAGACCCAGUCGGCUAGUCCCCGAACCAAAGGCAACGACCGUACAGCCGUUUCCGAGAUAUCAGCACAGCUCAAGUCUCCGACUUCCCCUGCCGGGGCGUUGACAAAAUACCCCCAAACGCCAGCGCCACCUCGCCCAUUGAUCCCGCGUAGACAACCGUCCUAUCUGAACCUCGAGCCGACCGACAGAAAGCAUCAGAAGACGCUGAUUCUUGACUUGGACGAAACCUUGAUACACAGCAUGUCUAAGGGAGGACGGAUGAGCACGGGGCACAUGGUCGAGGUACGGCUGAGCCAGACCUAUGUCGGGCCUGGAGGCCAGACGACGCUGGGGCCGCAGCACCCCAUCCUAUAUUGGGUCAACAAGCGUCCCUACUGUGAUGAUUUCCUGCGCAGGGUGUGUAAGUGGUACAACCUGGUGGUCUUCACAGCAUCGGUCCAGGAGUACGCCGACCCCGUCAUCGACUGGCUAGAGUCGGAGAGGAAGUUCUUUUCCGCACGUUACUACCGGCAACACUGCACAUUUCGACAAGGCGCAUUCAUCAAGGACUUGAGCUCCGUGGAGCCUGAUUUGAGCAAGGUGAUGAUCCUGGACAAUAGCCCGCUGAGCUACAUGUUCCAUCAGGACAACGCGAUACCGAUUCAAGGAUGGAUUAGCGACCCGACGGACAACGACCUGCUCCAUUUGAUCCCGCUCCUCGAGGGUCUACAAUAUGUAUCGGAUGUGAGGGCGUUCCUUGCGCUACGAGGAGGCGAGGACGGUCAGCAUAUGGCGUGAUUGAAUUUUCAGCAUACGAUAUCGGAAGGGGAUAGGACUCGGGUGACAAUAGCGACGGCGAUGGGCGAAACGGCAGCGAGCAUCGGGGCGGCUUUCAACAUCAUCGCCUAGACGGGACGGUUGUGUACAAAUAAUCAAGUGUUGUUUGAAAGUGUAGUCUCUUUUGCCCUCUUUUUUUUCUUGUAUAGAGGGGAGUUCGGCGAGUUGACGUCUAGCACCUACCAAUGUCCAGACGCUUGUGCAA
Sodiomyces alkalinus F11 is the source of this 1851-nucleotide messenger RNA. Its product is annotated as dullard-like phosphatase domain-containing protein. The record is from RefSeq and is a predicted model, not a curated record. Gene Ontology annotation, molecular function: protein serine/threonine phosphatase activity. Lineage: Eukaryota; Fungi; Ascomycota; Sordariomycetes; Glomerellales; Plectosphaerellaceae. The transcript has 4 exons. Bases 105 to 1607 code for a protein of 500 amino acids.